AUGUCUGAGAAGAAAGCAAUGUCUAUAAAUAAGCCGGUUUACGGAUACUCCCGAGCCGGAUAUUCACGCCACGCCUCAUCUGGCUUGCAGAUUGCGGCUAGCACCACUUCAUCACUUCACCGCGAAGAUAAGAAGUGGGACUACAUUCUCAAGGAUCGUAACAAUACAGAGAUCGUUCUAUAA
This is a messenger RNA of Penicillium angulare, 183 nucleotides long. RefSeq lists its product as uncharacterized. Bases 1 to 183 code for a protein of 60 amino acids. The record is from RefSeq and is a predicted model, not a curated record. The transcript has 2 exons. NCBI's taxonomy places the organism in Eukaryota, Fungi, Ascomycota, Eurotiomycetes, Eurotiales, Aspergillaceae.